CUUCUCUCCGGCUGUCACCUCAGUACACCAUUCUUUACAUUCUAUCCUCCAUUUUCGACUUCAAGCUGUCAGCCAAAGCAAACUCUUGAUUCUUCGACUACCAUUUGCAUGUGGGUGUCUACACAGACUGCCAAUGUUUUUGACUUGAAAUGGAUGCAAAUGGUAAAAGCUCAAAAUCAGGGGAGAUCAGCAUGACAGAGAACAGAAAAAGUGGUGAGGUGGUGGUGACAAUAUCAGGUGAAGAGAAAGAUGCAAAAUCAAGAGGUGGUGUUACUGAGUCACCUCAUAGAAAAUCGGUUGAUACCCCCCAUGAAAAUGCAUAUUUUAUGCCAAGCCCUAACAGGCCUCCCAAAAUCCCCCAUCCUGAUACCUUAACAAGGCGAAAAACCUUAGCAAGGUCGAUUUACUCGAAGCCGAAAUCACGAUUUGGUGAACAACCCUUGAUAGAUUCUAGUAUGUUUGAUGAUAUAGCUGAACCAGUUGGUCAGACUUCAAACUCACCAAUUAGAAUCGUAUCAAAUCGGGCCUCGCCCAAUAAUCCUAAAGUCGCAGCCAAUCCUACUGCUUCUCCAAGUGGUACACCAUCGAAGGAGACAAUAAGAACUGUAUCCAUAACACCAAAAACUCCAUUAAUGGCAUCACCUGGAGGUGCAGGGGGGGUUGAUGAGGAUGAAGAGAUUUACAAGAAGGUAAAUAUACGAAAGAAAUUGAAGUAUAGGAGAGUGAGGAUAAAAGUUCUAUUAGAAUGGCUAGUGCUUCUAAUCCUUGUGGGCAGUAUAGUUGCUAGCUUGACAAUUAAAGAGUUGAAACAUUACAAAGUCUGGAGCUUGGAGUUGUGGAAAUGGUGUGUGCUUAUAGCGGUGAUCAUUUGUGGUAUGUUAGUUACCAAUUGGCUUAUGCAUUUUAUAGUGUUGUUGAUAGAAUUGAAUUUCUUGUUGAGAAAGAAGGUGUUAUAUUUCGUUCACGGGUUAAAGAAGUGUGUUCAAGUAUCUAUUUGGUUGAUUGUGGUUCUCGUUACUUGGACUUCAUUGUUUAACGACCAAGAUGUUCAAAGAUCUAAAAAAGCAACUCGGGUUUUGGAUUAUUUUACUUGGACUAUUGUUUCUUUACUGGUUGGGUCAAUCUUGUGGCUUUUGAAGACUUUCUUGCUCAAGGUUCUGGCAACAUCGUUCCAUGUCAGCAAUUUCUUCGAUAGAAUUCAAGAAUCUAUCUUUCUCCAGUAUGUUCUCCUAACCCUUUCGGGGCCUCCAGUUAUGGAAUCGUUACAAAAUGUUGGGGCAAGUGCAAGUACAAGUGCAAGUCAUUUGAGUUUUCAGAUGAAGAGGAAGGGGGGAAAAGAGGCCAAGACAAAAGAGGUAAUUGACGUAAGUAAGCUUCAUCAGAUGAAGCGAGAAAAAGUGUCCGCUUGGACAAUGAAGAUGUUGGUCGACUUGAUUUCAAAUUCAGGGCUCUCCACUUUUUCGGGGGAACUUGAAGAAAGUGCUUAUGAUAGAGGAGGUGGAUCCACAGAUAAGGACAAGGAGAUUAACAAUGAGAUGGAAGCAAUUGCAGCUGCCUAUCAUAUCUUUAGAAACGUUGCUCAGCCUGGUUUUACAUACAUUGAAGAUUUGGAUCUAAGGAGGUUCAUGAUCAAGGAGGAGGUAGAUAUUGUGUUUCCAAUGAUCGAUGUCACAGAUGAAGGACAUAUUGAUCGGAAAUGUUUAACAGAAUGGGUGGUAAAGGUUUACAAUGGCCGAAAAGCUUUAGCACAUGCUUUAAGUGACACGAAAACAGCCGUAAAACAAUUAGACAAGCUUGUUACAGCAGUCCUGGUGGUUAUUGUGUUCGUUGUGUGGCUUCUUUUGACGGAAAUCGCAACCACCAAAGUACUUGUCUUGCUCUCAUCACAGCUUGUUGUGGCUGCUUUUAUAUUUGGCAACACUUGCAAGACCAUUUUUGAAGCUAUUGUGUUUGUUUUCAUAAUGCAUCCAUUCGAUGUUGGAGAUCGUUGUGUGAUUGAUGGGGUUCAGUUGAUAGUUGAAGAGAUGAAUAUCUUAACAACGGUGUUCUUGCGAUUUGAUAACGAGAAGAUAUAUUAUCCGAAUUCGGUUCUGUCAACCAAGCCCAUCAGCAACUUUUACCGAAGUCCAGAUAUGGGUGAUAACGUGGAAUUCUCUAUCGAUUUUGCAACACCUUUCGAGAAGAUCGGGCUGUUGAAAGACAAACUAAAGAAGUAUCUGGAGAAGAAUCCUCAGUUAUGGCAUCCAAAUCACAACUUCGUGGUGAAGGAGAUUGAAAAUGUGAACAAGAUAAAGAUGGUGCUUUUUUUCAAUCAUACCAUCAACUUUCAAGACUAUGGUGAAAAGGUUAGACGCAGAACUGAACUGGUUUUAGAGCUGAAGAGAAUAUUCGAAGAGCUGAAGAUCAAAUGCAAUCUCCUUCCACAAGAAGUUCACCUGCGUCCAGAAACAACCACAAAAUAAAAUAAAACAGAACAGAAACUAGUGAUGGUUGGUUGUGUCUACUUAAGAAAAGGGAAUCAUGUCACUUCAUUGUUAUUUUCAUGCUGUUUCUUAGAAGUCUUGUACGAUAUUAGUCUUGCAAAUGGAAAUAAAGGGUGGUUUGUUUGGC
Molecule: messenger RNA, 2610 nt
Organism: Cynara cardunculus var. scolymus (artichoke)
Lineage: Eukaryota; Viridiplantae; Streptophyta; Magnoliopsida; Asterales; Asteraceae
Product: mechanosensitive ion channel protein 10-like
Exons: 6
Coding region: 150-2462 (770 amino acids)
Biological process (GO): detection of mechanical stimulus; transmembrane transport; monoatomic anion transport
Cellular component (GO): plasma membrane
Molecular function (GO): mechanosensitive monoatomic ion channel activity
Source: RefSeq, a predicted model, not a curated record